This is a messenger RNA of Arachis duranensis, 1238 nucleotides long. RefSeq names its product cyclin-dependent protein kinase inhibitor SMR6. Lineage: Eukaryota; Viridiplantae; Streptophyta; Magnoliopsida; Fabales; Fabaceae. The coding region runs from base 427 to 753 and encodes 108 amino acids. The transcript has a single exon. The record is from RefSeq and is a predicted model, not a curated record. Gene Ontology annotation, biological process: regulation of DNA endoreduplication.
AAAUUUUUUGCUUUCUGAUUUUCGUUUUCCCCACGAGAAAACUCGACCCUUUUUAUUUAUUUUGCUCCUCAUUCUUUCUUUCUUAUUCCAUUUUUCAUAACUCAAAUCUUCUAUUCUCUCUCUCUCUCUCUUACAAAGAGAAACCCUUUUCUCUUAUUCUCCUUAAGCACCCAGAAAAUUUUUCUUCCUAACUUGUUCUGAUUCCACCCAAAAUCCUUUCUUUUCAAACACCCUUUGCAUCCCUCUCUUCUUAUCUCCAUUAAAAAAUCCAUCUUUUUUUAAUUUUUUCUUGUUCUUGUUAUUGUCCCUCUGUUUUUUUUUCUUUUACCCUUUGGUUCUGAUCAACACCCAUUCUUUCUUUCUUGUGGUUCGGCAAAAAUCGAAUUCAAAGCUGAAAACUUUAGCCAAAAGGGUGAUUGAAUCUCAAUGGGGUUUUCGAAGAAGACGCAAGGAGACGCUGAAUCGGAAGCGAAGAAGUGGGUAAUUGCAGGAUUCUCUGUUCGUUCUUUGAAACCAAUAAACACGAAGGUAAAAGAGAGACACCAAGAAGAAGAGGAGGAGGUGGAGUUUGAGUUUUCGACGACACCGACGGCCAAGGAAUCGAGGAUACCGAAGAAGUUGGCGCCGCCUCCGCCGCCACGGAAGCGACGGCCUUCAAGGUGUCACAAUAGCAGCUUCAAUGGCGUUAGAGAGUUCUUCAACCCUCCUGAUUUGGAAACAGUGUUCAAGUGCAAAGUUGAGAAAGCUAAAUGAAAAUUUUCGAUGCUCAUUCAACUAACAACAACAACUACUACAAAGAUUUUAUCAAAUGAUAUGAAGAAAAAAAAGUGCCACCAAUGAAGCUGAUGGAUUGAGUUUAAAAGGAGUUAUGCUAUGUUUUUUUUCAUGUGUUUUUUGUAAUUUGGCUAUGAAAUCUGAAUGCUGAAUUUCUGUAUAGAGUGAAAACUUGUAGUCUUUUUUAGGGUUUAGUUUUUUUUUUGUUUCCUUGGUUUAUUUGCUUAAUUUGAUUAGGUAUUUAGGUGCUAUGUAGUUUUAGUUAGUUUAAUUUCUGUUUUGAUUUAAUGAGAAGUUUCUUAUAUUUUUUAAUUAAUUAUUAUAUAUUUUGAGUCUUCUAAUAAGCAUGAAGCAAGCAUUAGUUAUGGUAGUAGAUUUUGUCGGUGAAAUGAAGAGCAUCGAAUAUUAUUACUAUUUCUCCUUGCGUGUAUGAAAGUUUAAGGGCCAAUGGUGUUCUUGAUUUU